Molecule: messenger RNA, 2227 nt
Organism: Maniola jurtina (meadow brown)
Lineage: Eukaryota; Metazoa; Arthropoda; Insecta; Lepidoptera; Nymphalidae
Gene: nbs
Product: nibrin
Exons: 1
Coding region: 209-2092 (627 amino acids)
Biological process (GO): double-strand break repair via homologous recombination; mitotic G2 DNA damage checkpoint signaling
Cellular component (GO): Mre11 complex
Molecular function (GO): protein binding; damaged DNA binding
Source: RefSeq, a predicted model, not a curated record
UCUGUGCUAUAUCCGAAUCCCGAUGUCCCGAAUUCCGAUCGGGCAUCUUGCUUGUUCUUCUGAAAUUAUGUUCUGAAACUAUAACUUAGCUUUUUUCUGAUCGGUGAGCUAAAGAAAGUGGUGGCUGUUUACGUUUUUAUUAAAUAACUCAUUCUCCACAAUUAGUAGGUAACCUGAGUGGUUGCUAUACAGCUAUUUUAUUGUAAAAAUGUGGUAUCUAACAUCGGAAAGUGAUAAACGAGUCAUAUUUGUUUUGCCUGACAAAAACAUCACAAUAGGAAGGAGUGCUGACGCUCAAAAUUGUAAUUUUGCUAUCCCGGAAGACCAGUCAAUAAGUAGAAAACAUGCCACUUUAUUUCUAUCAGAAAAUACUUUGUAUGUAAAGGAUUUAGGUUCUAAGUAUGGAACUUAUGUUAACAACUCUGAAAAAAUUGAGGAAAACGUUAUGAUAAAACUCAAUUCUACCGAUGUCGUCAAGUUCGGUAAAAUAAGCUGUGUUUGGAAAGUACAGGAAAUUAAUUUUGUCACAUGCACAUCCACAUUAAAAGGAGAAAAUUUACAAAAUCUUAAGGUACUUCUCACUAAGUUGGGAGGAAGUCUGAAGAAUGAAUGGGACGACACUUGUGCAUACUUAACUAUGCCUGCAAUAACAUUGACGAUUAAAGUAGUUCUAGCGUUAGUUCAGAGCUCUAACAUUGUGACUAUUAAAUAUUGGAGCAAGUGCUUAGAAGCAGCCACUAAUAACAACCCAUUGCCAAAUGCAAGUGAUUUCAUACCUCAAAUAUUAGAGUCUACACUCAAUAAAGAAAAUGUAUCUUUUCUCCCAAAUAAGGAAAGGAGUUCUAUAUUUGCUGGCAAAGUAGUGAUAUUCUUUUCAAGAAGGCAAUUGGAAAUGUACAAGAUGGUGUUGACCAAGAGCUCUGCAACACCUUUAUUAUUGAGUGAAACUAAAAUGACCAAAUCAGCGCUCUGUGAAGACAAUGUUAUUGUUAUUCAAUAUAAUUUGAGUUUUGCAGGUCAAGACACUCAGGCCCAAAAAGAUCAAAUUCAAGAAAUUACUAAUUAUCUGAAAAGUAAGGGGAAGAGAGUUGUAGCUGAUGCUGAAAUUGGCCUUGCUAUAUUAUUCUGUUCUACUAUGAAAUACUGUAACCCUGAUUUCAAUUUCUCUUCUGAAGUUAUAAAACAGGUGCCAAACCAAAAUGCUCCAAAAAAUAUAUUAGUUCAAGAGUCUCAGGACUCAUCGCAGGAAAUAUACAAGAAAGAAAAUGUGCUUAUUGAUGAAAGCUUGACACUUAAACAUAAUUCCUCCAAUAAUGACAGCAUUGUUGCUUCCAAAAGGAAGCUCAGUGAGGGUGAUAGCAGUAAUACAUUUAAUAUGAACAAAAAACAAGCAGUAGAGACUGUUGAAAACAAAAACACCAACAAGAGACCUGGUGAAGAUAUGAUUGAAACCAAACCAUCUAAGAAAAUGGCCCUUGGCGAUGAUGAUGAUGAUAACAUAUUUAAUUUCUUAAAACCUGCGGUAGCUAAAGAUGAUAAUGAAGGCAAUCAAAACAAAAAGUUAAAUUUAUCAAAACCAUUAAAGAGGAAGCAUAGUACAGAUAUGGAUGAAGAUGACUUGUUCAAUUUUGUUGAUAAAGGAAACAAAAAACCUGCAGUUGAAAAUGAUAAUGCUGGUAGCAAUAUUUUAGAUUUAUAUGAUGAUAAUGAUGAAAAUAUCUCCCCUAUAACCAAACCGAAGAUUAUAUAUGAAGAAAAAGUUGAUAUAAAGAGUUUACGAGGAUCAAAAUUGGAGGAAUUAAGGAAGAUAAAUGCAGAAAUUCCAUGGACCAAGCACAUUAAGAAAGAAGAUAUCUCAGAAUUAGAUGACAAGUUAAGCAACAUUAAUUUAGGGUCUGUAACAGUUGUAGUAAGAACCGAUUUGAUUGUCAAAAAGGAGCCAUUAGAGAUACCAUCCCCACAGGAUGGAUUGAAGAAUUUCAAGAAGUUUAAAAAGGUUUGGCCAAUUAAAAGGCAAGUCACUAUUGUACCACAAUCAUCUCUAAGUAAUGCUAACACUGAUUCCAACAUGGCAGGUGAAACCACUGCCUAGAACAUUAAUGACAUUAAUAAUUACGAAAUGAAAACUAUUUUAUUGUGUAUUAUGAUUUAUUUUGAUUAUUCAAAUAAGCAACAGACAUGUCAUAAUAUUUAAUUAAUGUGAAAAUAAAUGAACAUGAUUUCUGAA